AUGGAAAAGCAUGAAAAGAGAAAACAGGAAGAGGCUGUACUCUCCAACGGGAAGCGACAGCGGGACCAAGAGCUGUUGGUGCAUGGCAGCACUGUCCUCCCAGACGGGCCCCCGGUGGACUUCAAAACACGUCUUGCAGAACCGUUGGGCGACGCGAUGAUGGUCGUCGGUGGUGCUGCCCCUAACCAAGUGCGCCGCUUAACGGUAGCGAGAGUUCUUUCGGGUGCCUUCAAAGCUGGCGUGAUGAUGGACCUGUCAAAGAUCGAGUCGUGUCCGAUGCUGUUACCUUCCUACUUUCCAAGGCCGACGCCCAUCCAGUCCGAGGCCAUCUCGAACGACGACAUGCAGCUCACCGUCUUUGACGUCGUCAACUUCGUGUUACGUCAAUUUUCUGACUAUACUUUGGGCAGUACGCUAUUCUGCCAAACCCCCUGA
Molecule: messenger RNA, 435 nt
Organism: Klebsormidium nitens
Lineage: Eukaryota; Viridiplantae; Streptophyta; Klebsormidiophyceae; Klebsormidiales; Klebsormidiaceae
Source: the annotation of a GenBank genome assembly